UAGAGUUAACGGCAUGGUUUUCCGACGGAAAUGAAAACUGAUGCGCAUAUGAAAACGUGUUUUGGAGAAGUGCAACGUAAAAGGGUCUGAUUUUCCAGAUUUGUUUGCUUUGUACAACUUGAUUUACGAAAUAUAUCUUUUAAAAUCAUUUUCAUGCAACGUUAUAUUUUAAUGUCGAACCUAAAUAAGUAGCUCUUAAAGAACAACAAGAAGAAGAAAGCAUGAAGAAGAAGCACGCUACGAAGAGCGAUGCCUCGGUUGCUGACGCCGCUAAGCCGAAGAAUUAUGUCGUCGGCCUGGUAUCAGACAGCCUGCCUGCAGAUCAGACUACAUCUGGGACGCUGUCCUCACUAUUCUCAGUCCCAACCACAAAGAACACACUGGUCUUCGUACCAGCACCAAAACCAGAACCCAAGGCCAGUCCCGUGAAACAGGAAGCAGGUUGUGCGCCAGGUGGAGGAGAAUCAGUAAAACAGAAGCAGACAAAACUAAAAUCAGCAGCUGAAAAGAAGCUGGAGGAAAGGGAAGAAGCCUUAAAUAACGCAGACACGGCCGAGGAGGAAAAAGGUCCAAAGAAGGUUAAGCGCAAAGCUCGGGAAGCAAACCAUGACCAAGAAACGCUGGAGGAGGAACUAGAAGCGAAAAGGCGUAAAGUUUCCAGGAACAAGGCCGAAGAGAGAAUUAAACUGAAAAGGACCGUAUUUGUUGGCAACCUGCCUGUUAACUGCUCAAAGAAGGAUUUAAAAAAGAUCUUUAAAGAUGUGGGAGCCAUCGAGUCCAUGCGCUUUCGCUCAGUUCUUCGGGAAGAUCCGACGAUGUCCCGUAAGGUCGCCGCUAUCCGACGCCAAGUCGACCCAAAAAAAACAAGCAUCAACGCCUAUGUGGUGUUCAAGGAUGAGGCCGGAGCAGCAAACGCCCUACAAAGGAAUGGUUUGGAGAUCGAGAAAGACUUUUACAUCAGAGUGGAUCGUGUUUCUAAGCACGGUGCACAUGACCAUAAGAGGUCCAUCUUUGUGGGCAACCUUCCAUAUGAUAUAAAGGAACUGCCUGUCCGCCAGCAUUUCGAGGAGUGUGGCCAAGUCGAGGCUGUGCGAUUGGUGAGGGACCGAAAUACUGGAGAAGGAAAAGGCUUCGGUUACAUUCUCUUUGAGAGCACAGACGCCGUCAUGUUAGCCCUGAAGCUGAACGGCUCCCAGCUGCUCGACAGAAAGAUCAGGGUGAAACGCUCGGUGAAGAAGGAGAAGGUGAAAAAGGAGAACGAGAAGCGAGGGAGAGGCCCAGCAGGGAGAAGAAAAGGACCACAGCAGGCAAACUUUAAAGGACCCAGGCGUGCCGAGAGCAGCAAACCCACAGGGAGACCGUUCAAGAAAAAUUUUGGGACAGGAAACAAAACAUCAACCUCCUUCGCGGGAAAUAUGGCAGAUCCCAUUUCCAAAAAGGGACCGAAAAGGAAAUUCAAACCGAAGAAAAAGUGUAAACCGGUUCACAUUUAAUCAUAUUCUUAAUGUUGGGAUCAGAGUUCGACUGAAAGGUAUCAGCAGAGACAUCAGCUUCAUCCAUCGUUUAUUUGUUUAAAAAAAAGAGACUCCAUUAUAUUAAUGACCUCAAUACGAGCAAAGACAAACACCUUCAGUGUACCACAGUGUCGGACAAAUAAUACACAAUAAAGUGAAAAGAAAAACAAAUGAAUUAAUAAAACUACGACAAAGCUGAAUUCAUUCGCUGUAGAACUCUAGAGAUUCACUACAAAUAGAGUUAAAUUAAAUAGUCUUGAGUUCAGGACUAGAGUACAGCCAAGUGAACUGAGCUUUGUGGUUCAGUCUCGGCACAUGUCUGGAAUUCUGUUUGCUUUAUUUUUUCAUCCAUGGCGCUCCCAAAUAAAAUUGACAUGAAAAUCUGAA
Messenger RNA from Clarias gariepinus (North African catfish), 1901 nucleotides. It is a transcript of the gene rbm34, whose product is annotated as RNA binding motif protein 34. The transcript has 11 exons. The record is from RefSeq and is a predicted model, not a curated record. Bases 222 to 1493 code for a protein of 423 amino acids. Gene Ontology annotation, molecular function: RNA binding. NCBI's taxonomy places the organism in Eukaryota, Metazoa, Chordata, Actinopteri, Siluriformes, Clariidae.